Messenger RNA from Hymenoscyphus albidus, 552 nucleotides. The record is from the annotation of a GenBank genome assembly. Lineage: Eukaryota; Fungi; Ascomycota; Leotiomycetes; Helotiales; Helotiaceae.
AUGACCGAUCUAAACUUUCCAGACCCUUGUUUCACGCUACGAACAGCCUCGAACGAUGAUCUAGAUGACAUAACUCGGUUUCACAUUGAGGGCUUUACUGAGGAGCCCCAAGUCCACUAUUGUUAUCCUUUUCGACAAGAGUACCCAGAAGACCAUUGGAAAUGGAUCAGAAAAGAGUAUGAGAGCUAUUUGGAACAACCGCUCAAAUACGUAGUCCAUGUGCUUGAAGGUCAAAACAAAAUUGAUGGCCAUGUUGUCAGCAAGACUGUUGUUGGUCUCGCUGUACGGAACAUUGCCGUAUUGACGAAGGCACAUGAAAAGGGUACACUCUUACUUUUCCAAUGCUUCAACCAUUCAUUUAGCUUAUCUACUAUAGUAGAUCCAGCCGAAAAGCACAGGAAGGACGCAGACAAGUUACACUGUGAAGCAUUUUUCGGAAAGCCAGGACAACGCUUCAAAACCUAUUUUGCGGCGUGGGCCGAGGAACAAGUGAAUCUGUCUUCCCUGGUGGUUCACCCAGAUUUUCGUUUGCGUGGAGGUGGUACUAUGUGA